AUGGGAUUUGUCAUUGCUAAGAGUGACAAUUCUUUAUUCAUUUUCCGUCAUUGGAAUGAUAUGGCAUAUUUGCUACUAUAUGUUGACGAUAUUGUAUUGGUUACAUCUUCUGAUCAGCUUCAUGAGAGUAUUAUUUCUCACUUAAGGAAAGGGUUUCCGAUGACUGACUUGGGUCCUUUGAAUUUUUUUCUGGGAAUUGUUGUUACUCGUACUCCUUCAUACUUGUUUCUAUCUCAGCAAAAAUAUGCACAGGAUAUUAUAGAGCAUGCAGGUAUAGGCAGUUGUAAAUCUGCGGUAACUCCAGUGGAUACUCAAUCCAAAAUUAAUGCAGAUUCUGGAUCGCAAUUUCAUGACCCAACACUCUAUCGCAGUCUUGCAAGUGCUUUACAGUACCUCACCUUUACUCGCCCUGACAUAACCUAUGCAGUUCAGCAGGUUUGUCUAUUCAUGCAUGAUCCUAGGCAGGCUCAUUAUGAUGCAUUGAAAUGCAUCCUGCGAUACAUUCAGGGUACCAUUGAUCACGGGUUACACUUAUAUCCUUUAUCUCCUACUAACUUAAUUACUUAUACUGAUGCUAAUUUGGGCGGGUGCCCAGACACUCGUCGUUUGACCUCUGGUUAUUGUUGUUUUCUAGGGGACAAUCUUAUUUCCUGGUCUUCGAAGCGUCAACCUACUCUUUCUAAAUCAAGUGCAGAGGCAGAAUAUAGGGGAGUCGCAAAUGUUGUUGCCGAGGCUUGUUGGCUUCGUAAUCUUAUUUUGGAGUUACACUGUCCUCUCUGA
Chenopodium quinoa (quinoa) is the source of this 780-nucleotide messenger RNA. RefSeq lists its product as uncharacterized. The transcript has a single exon. The record is from RefSeq and is a predicted model, not a curated record. NCBI's taxonomy places the organism in Eukaryota, Viridiplantae, Streptophyta, Magnoliopsida, Caryophyllales, Amaranthaceae. Bases 1 to 780 code for a protein of 259 amino acids.